This is a messenger RNA of Electrophorus electricus (electric eel), 1500 nucleotides long. It is a transcript of the gene sowahaa, whose product is annotated as sosondowah ankyrin repeat domain family member Aa. Gene Ontology annotation, molecular function: protein binding. Lineage: Eukaryota; Metazoa; Chordata; Actinopteri; Gymnotiformes; Gymnotidae. The record is from RefSeq and is a predicted model, not a curated record.
UGUCGAAAACAGGGAAGAUAUUCUUUCUCUUUUUCAAGUUAUUGAAUUCGUUCGUGUUCUUAGCUAUAUAAUUCCAAAAUGGAUAUAUCUCAAGAGGCAAUUCUGACAAUGUUAAUAGAAGAGGGGGGUAAAAUAAAGAACUCCGAAUUACUGUGUAAGUUUAAAGAUCAGUUAAACUGCAGUGAUCCAGGUGAGAAGAAGCGAAACCGGGACCUUUUCAAGACGUUCAUAAACAACAUUGCUGUGGUGAAAGAAGAUGAAGAUACGAAGUAUAUCGUUUUAAAGAAAUAUUAUCACCAUUUAUUGAAAGAAAAGUUUGAUGGCAAUGCUCCUAAGGACGAGAGUGAGAAAGUUCGUCUGGAGAAUGUGGAACUCCACCCAGCAAGCGAAGAAAACGAGCACAGCACGCAGUUUAAAGGUGGAAAACAAAAGGCACCCGAGUCUGAGGAUCCACCUCACCAAAAUAUCAACAAAAAGUCUUUAGACAGCAGUCCAACACAUUCUCUCAUAGAGCAUGCUUUAGAAAGAACCAUGUCUAAAGACUUCAAAGCAAAAAGAUCUUUGCAAUUUGUGGUUCCGCUCAAGACAGAUGUGGAUGACACCCAGAAGCAUGGGCCUUUAUAUUCUGCCAAGACAGAGACAAGUGCACACAAACCUUAUGCAUUACCAUUGAGAAUGCCUCAAGUGCUGAUCACCCCUCCUGCUCAUGAAGAAAAUACAUCCAAGGACCAUCUGGAACCAGUGAAGUCUAUGCUAUGGCCUCCCAGUUCACCAAGAUGUAAGAGGAGUUCAUCUAUAGACAGUAUGGCAGGCAACAACUCACCACAACUGAGGAGACACUGCAAAGGCACAAAAGCAGCAGAUGAACCCAGAUACAGUGAUGUGUUCCCACUAGAAGCCGCAGAACAUCAGUGGCUGGUGACAUCCGCCGCAGGCCACUGGAGUCUGGUCUACGGCCUGCUGCUGAGUGACAUCAACAUUGCAGAGAAAAGGGAUUUCAUAUCAGGCUUUACAGCCCUGCACUGGGCCGCCAAAAGCGGCAACAGAGACAUGCUGUGUAAGAUCAUCGACCUGUCCAGGCAGAACGGCAAGGGUGUGGACAUCAACGCCAAGUCCUACGCUGGUUACACGCCCCUGCACAUCGCUGCCAUCCACGACAGAGAGGAUGUGAUCGAGCUUUUGGUGAGCCGCUAUGGAGCUGACCGUAACAUCCGGGACAACGGCGGGAAAAAGGCACAUCACUACCUACACAAAAGUGCAUCUGCACAGUUGCAAGAGCUGCUCGGGUUGUGUAGGGUGGAGAUCCCAGAGCCGCAGAAGAGCACAGAGGAUUACGACGCUCACAAGCAUGUGCACACCAUCAGCCGGCUCUUUCAGCCUGUUCCGGGCGUCAGCAAGAAGAAGGCGAAGCUGAGAGGCUCCUUCCUGUCCCUGGCUGAGGAGCCGAGGGUUGUGCAUACGUUGCCUACGCACAGGGUUCGGUCAGACGUGUUUUCCUAA